Molecule: messenger RNA, 2088 nt
Organism: Zingiber officinale
Lineage: Eukaryota; Viridiplantae; Streptophyta; Magnoliopsida; Zingiberales; Zingiberaceae
Product: plant UBX domain-containing protein 11-like
Exons: 10
Coding region: 273-1793 (506 amino acids)
Molecular function (GO): protein binding
Source: RefSeq, a predicted model, not a curated record
UCCUCUGUGAAGACCAAGAAAUUGCUAAUCGGCUCUAGAUAUUUCGCUUCGCUGUGGGCCGACCGCUGCCGGAGCACAACGAAAUCGAAGGCGUUCGUGGUCGAUCGUUCCAAGAGCACUGUAGAUCUAUCCUCUACUCGUCGCCGAGAUCCGCGCCCCUCAGGUUAAGGUACCACCCGCCCUCAUCGAAUCGUUCUCCCCAAUUGUGUGUGCCCGUCUUCGCCAAAAUCUCAAAGCGUGGGUAGGAGGUUCGACUUCAGUGCAAGAUAUCAAUGGAAAGAUCCACACUUUCUUUAGCAUUCAAGCGUUCCAUUGCCGAGGCAAUCAAUGAAUCAAGAAAGCAAAAGAAACUUUUCAUGGUAUACAUUUCAGGAGAUGAUGAAAACUCAGUCAAAAUGGAUGAAGAGACAUGGUUGGAUCAAAGAGUGGGUGAAUCAAUAUCAAAAUGUUGCAUAUUAUUGCACUUGACUGCAGGAAGUGUCGAUGCAUCACAAUUUUCUGCAAUUUAUCCACAGAGAGCUACUCCAAGUAUUACUGCCAUUGGACUUAAUGGUGUUAUGCUAUGGCAUCAUGUGGGAUGCAUUACUACAGAAAAUCUUAUAACAAAUAUUGACAAAGCUUGGGCAGCACUGCAAAUGCAGGAGGCAGCUCUAACACUUUUGACAGUAGCGCUCUCAUCCAAAGAGCCUGACACUCUAAAUAAUGUUCCCAGUUCCGGUGUGGUUCCAUCUGGGCAAUUAACCUCUGGUGAAUCAAAUGUUCCAUCAACUUCAUCUGAUAAACCGACUGACAAGUCCGAAUCUAAAACACCAACUGAUUCUCAGCAAUUGAAAGAAAAUACACUAGUGGGGGAAACCAGUUCUCAAGCUGAUUCUAUUGCUGCUGUGAAGACUAGAAAUGUGGAUUGUUUAAGUGGUGAAGAUCUGCAUUCUCUAAAGAACAUUAAUUCUACAACUUCUGAUCUUGGAGAAAAUAAUUUCCCAAUUUUAAAUACAACUGUUGAUAACAGCCAGGCUGCAGCUUUUUCAGAGCCAGAUGGGAACGAUACUAGACUUUGUUCAAUACCUUCUCAGGUUGCUACUGAAGCACAAGAGACAACUACUCAAGUUAAGAAGAUUGAUUUUUAUAGUGGUGUGUCAAAUACUGUGAAGUCAAAUGAUAUUCAUCUUAACAUUCGUAUGCCAACUGGGAACAAUCUCCAGACGAAACUAACUAUAAACGAUACUCUGAAUUCUGUGAAAAUCUUUGUUGAUGAGAACUUGGAUAACGUUCUAAGUUUAUAUGAUUUGGCUGUUCCUUAUCCACGGAGGUUAUUCAACAAUGAAGAUAUGCGGAGAACAUUGUCUGAACUUGGGUUUGCUAGCCGGCAAGCACUGAUAGUAGUUCCCCGAAAUCAAGCCACUCAGCCUCAUAGGGUUCAACUUAGUAUGAACAUGACCACCUCAAAUGACAGUAACAGAGGGUAUUUCGAUUACGUGAAAAGGGUUUUGUCGUAUGUAAAUCCCUUCUCCUAUCUUGGUGGGAAUAAUAGCUCAUCAAAUUCUGAGACGCUUACAAGAACUGAUGGCCCCUGGCAACACAGCUCUAAUCCAGCUCUUCAGAAUCACUCGUUGGAUUCUGAUAACCGAAACACUGCUAGGGACAGUAGCGCCUCAAGUAGUGCCAGGCCAAGACCAGCCAGACAAUUUGGCAGCAAUAUCCACACUCUGAGGCAUGAUGGUGAUUCAUCUAGCGACAAGAAUGUUUUCUGGAACGGAAAUUCCACACAGUUUGGAGGUGACGACAAGAAAUAAGGUCUCAUCCGCACCUUGGGCUACAAGAGUUACACAAGCAGGAAACCAACAGAAAUUAAGGCGUCAAUGUUCUUGGUAGUUGCAUUUUCAUGCCGUUUUUUUUUUUGUUAAACCUAGACUCGUGCGUGAGUGGAAUAAAAUUUCUUCUGUAUGCAUCAUCUGAAUCGUUAAUGUAAUAACAUAUCGUGGCUGUGGCUGUGGCUGUGGGCCAAACUGAGAAUUCCCAGACAGUUUUCAUGUGGCCGCAUAUCUUAUCAACAGUAAUUUGUGAAUGCAUAUUCCAGGUUUUAGACUA